This is a messenger RNA of Ipomoea nil (Japanese morning glory), 1839 nucleotides long. RefSeq names its product glycosyltransferase-like At2g41451. The record is from RefSeq and is a predicted model, not a curated record. NCBI's taxonomy places the organism in Eukaryota, Viridiplantae, Streptophyta, Magnoliopsida, Solanales, Convolvulaceae. The transcript has 11 exons. Gene Ontology annotation, biological process: response to abscisic acid; cellulose biosynthetic process. Bases 78 to 1664 code for a protein of 528 amino acids.
AUAUAUGUAGAAAUUCUAUCAUAAGACACAGCACAUGAAAACAUUAUUCCUGCAUUUUCUUUGAUACUUCUUCAUCAAUGGCGGGUCUUUUCACUCUGAGACUGAGACCCAGACCCACCUCAUCAUUAUCUUCCUCCCAGUCAUCUUCCACCGCCUUGGCUUCUCGCCUUCUCUUAUUCCUCACUCUUCUCUCCGUGUGCCUCGCCGCCUAUGCAUUCAUGCUGCAAUGGAGGGGCGGGUUGUCUGACCCGACAACCCAGUGGCUACCCUUCGAUGAUCACCUCGUCUUCACCCAAAUGGGCAUGUCCAGGCCCGCUCGCCGCUCUUCUUCCUCUGACUGCGACGGAAUUCUCACCCCGACCCGGACGCUGUCGUUUCCUUACUUCAGGGAUUGGAAAUUCAACGUCGGGUCAUCUUCCGCCCCGGAUAUUCGCCCCAAGGUAUGCAUCACUACGAGCACGUCUGCUGGCUUGGAGCAAACACUGCCCUGGAUAUAUUAUCAUAAGGUUAUUGGUGUUACGAGUUUUUUCCUGUUUGUGGAGGGCAAAGCUGCAUCUCCCCAUGUAUCCAAAGUCCUAGAAUCUAUCCCGGGAGUAAAUGUCAUAUAUAGAACAAGAAAACUACAGGAACAACAAGAAAAAAGCCGGAUUUGGAAUGAAAGUUGGUUGUCGGGCUUUUUCUACAAACCUUGCAACUACGAGCUGUUUGUCAAGCAGUCCCUGAAUAUGGAAAUGGCUAUUGUCAUGGCUAGGGAGGCCAAUAUGGAUUGGAUAUUCCAUUUGGACACAGAUGAGCUAAUAUAUCCGUCUGGAACACGUGAAUUUUCUGUGCGAGAGCUCCUGUCAGCUAUCCCUGCUGAUACCGAUCUUGUUAUAUUUCCAAAUUACGAGAGCAGUGUCGAGAGGGACAAUAUAAAGGAACCAUUUAGUGAAGUAUCAAUGUUCAAGAAGAAUUUCGACCACCUUACAAAGGAAACAUAUUUUGGAAAUUACAGGGAAGCAACCCACGGUAACCCGAAUUACUUUUUGACUUAUGGAAAUGGGAAAUCGGCUGCUCGUAUCAAAGAUCAUCUUCGUCCUAAUGGCGCUCACAGAUGGCACAACUAUAAGAAGAUGCCGGUUGAGGUGAAAUUGGACGAGGCAGCUAUUCUGCACUACACUUAUUCCAAGUUCUCAGAUUUGACCUCGAGACGAGAUCGUUGUGGUUGUAAGCCUACGAAGGAAGAUGUUAAAAGAUGCUUCAUGCUUGAAUUUGACCGAGACGCAUUUAUAAUAGCUUCGACUGCAACGGAAGAGGAAAUGCGUUACUGGUACAAUGAGCAUGUUGUUUGGGCAAAUGAAGAAGUUAAGCGUAAACUUGUAAAAAAGGGCAUUUUGACACGAAUAUAUGCUCCCAUGGUUAUAAUUCAGAACUUGAGAGAGUCUGGGGUUUUCAGUUCUGUGAUUGCAGAGGCCCAGGGAGACAUUGUGAAAGAAUCUUUGUUGUCUACUGAGAAAAAUGUGUCUGGAAAUAUGGGAUCCAGGAAAAUUGGCCAUAGAUUGGAAUCUCAGGCAACUGCAAGGAAAGCUCUGGUUUUUGGAGAAUCUGAAUCUGAAUUUGAAUUUGGUGCAGUUCCACCAGAGUCACCUCCCACCAUGGAUGACAUUCUUCUCCUUGACAUAUAGUUUUCUGGAUUUGGAAAAAAUACAACACUGAAGUGUGAAGAGUGUACAUUUAAUUUUACAGAUUUUCAGGCUUAGAUUAUAGUCUUAUUAGUGAGGUAUAGACAAGUGUUCUAAUUCGGGGCUUUACUAUACACAUUCUGCUUACACAGCACUUAGUGAUCAUACCAUUUCUACA